ACUGAAAUAGCUGUCAUGAUCGAUACAGGGGAAUUUGGUUUGUAUUUAUAAUUUCUGUCCUGGAUUAUGUUAGGUUGAUUAUGUGUGUGUUAUCAUUGCUUCAAGAAGAUUGUGUUAAUAGUCAAAAAAUCGUGAGCAUAGUACAAUGAUAUCUGCACUGUAUGGGUAGGAGAAUUUAUAGAAGGAAUGAGGGUUCUAGAUAUCAUUAAAAGGCCAUUACAGAUUCUUUUUGACAAUACUGCUACAGUUUUCUAUUCUAAGAACAACAAGAGGUCUUCAGGAACCAAGCACAUGAAUAUCAAGCACAGAUUGGUCAGGGAAAAGGUGAAUACACACCUCAUGCCCCGCCCAAUAUUACUUACUAGGCAUGGAGAGAGUAAGGAUAAUGUUAGAGGCAGAAUUGGAGAAGACAAUCCUUUGAGUUUCAUUUCAGUCUAUUAUACAAUUUGGUUUUGCCUCAUUAUAAGACCUAUUCCUUUGAAGGAAGAAGUGACAACCCUAAGGGGUCAGCUUGCGGUCCAUGGCGAGCAGGUUGAGGAGAUGAAGGCCUAUGUCGGGCACAUGAGAGAUCUUGUACGAGCCAUACAGAUGUCCGACCUCCAAAUCUCGCUACCAAUACCUAAUCUUGCUACAUCUUCAACCUUCGAGCCAUUUCACUCUGCCAAUACCCAGUAGCCAUUCCACUUAGACAAUUACUUGUAGUUUUUUCUUUUUUUGUUCAGACAUCUUGUAUGUAUAUUUUCAUAUAUUUUAUAAUUAAAUAAUUUUCUUU
Messenger RNA from Malus domestica (apple), 772 nucleotides. Lineage: Eukaryota; Viridiplantae; Streptophyta; Magnoliopsida; Rosales; Rosaceae. The record is from RefSeq and is a predicted model, not a curated record.